Messenger RNA from Cokeromyces recurvatus, 617 nucleotides. RefSeq lists its product as uncharacterized. The record is from RefSeq and is a predicted model, not a curated record. The transcript has a single exon. Bases 32 to 247 code for a protein of 71 amino acids. Lineage: Eukaryota; Fungi; Mucoromycota; Mucoromycetes; Mucorales; Mucoraceae.
GUGUAUGGCUUAUUAGUUGAAGGUAAGUCAUAUGUUGAUAUCAAAUACACGUAUUGUAUAUAUCUCUUUGCUAAUUAUUUAUAUAUUUAUAUUUGUGUAUAUAAAGGAUUCAAAUGUCGUUUAUCCGCAAUGGAUUUACGAUACUAUAAGCUAUACCGACUACAUAUGCUUGGUCAGUUUUACUUACCACGAGACAGAUAUGAUAUUGGUGCUCUUUCUUCUUGUUUUAAGCGACUCGAACACUUAAAUGUUUGUAUAAAAACAUGUUUAUAUGUUACUACUACUUUUACUAACAUUCAUCUUUAUCGUGGUACAUAUAUUUAGGCUUUGAUAGAAAAAUCAACAACAUCAAUAUUAAGUGAUUUUCUGCAUAUGUCGCCUGAAGAAGGAAAUACCUUUCCUGGUAGGAGACCUAGCAACUUUUUAGUGAGCUUUCGUUCUCCUCAAAAAUAGACUUAUCUUCACGUCUGCUCUUUAUUAUUUUUUUAUGCUUUCUCUAUGAUUAUCCUUAUGUUACCUUGUAUUAUACCUAUAUUAAUUAUACCCACCCUCAUUAUUAUUAUAUCCUUAACUAUUUAUAAAAAAAAAAUAUGAUAUUCAAUCUUUUCUUUUAAAAA